This is a messenger RNA of Triticum urartu, 2863 nucleotides long. RefSeq names its product transcription initiation factor TFIID subunit 4b. Gene Ontology annotation, cellular component: transcription factor TFIID complex. The record is from RefSeq and is a predicted model, not a curated record. NCBI's taxonomy places the organism in Eukaryota, Viridiplantae, Streptophyta, Magnoliopsida, Poales, Poaceae. Gene Ontology annotation, biological process: transcription initiation at RNA polymerase II promoter. Gene Ontology annotation, molecular function: protein heterodimerization activity; RNA polymerase II general transcription initiation factor activity; DNA binding.
UUUGAGGGUGGACGGAGUAUUAUAAGUUGCAAGUAGAGAUAUAGAUUGAGGCCGCCAAGGGACGGCCGCGAGGCGAGGCGGCGACGAGAGAGGCGGGCUUCGCUCACCAGUCCGAGCUGCUCGCCAUGGAUCCCAUCAUGAAGCUCCUCGAGGACGACGAAGAGGAUGAGAGCAUGCACUCGGGCGCCGACGUCGAGGCCUUCACGGCGGCGCUGAACCGCGAGGUGGAGGGCAGCGCCAGCAGCAGCAGCAGUGCCGCCGCUGCCUUCUCCUUCCAGCCGCUGGAUCACGCCGCUGGUACAUUACCUCAGAAAAGCAACCCAGUAGUAAACAACAGUCAUGGACAGUGGCAAGGUUCAGUAAAGAAUGACAGUGGAAACCAGGAGAGCCAACAGCAGGAAGAAAAACAUUUAUAUUGCAAAAAAGAGCAGUCGUCCGGACCUGAAGCAGUUCCCAUAGGUGCUGAUAACAAACAACUUCACUCUAAUACUCAAAUUGAAUGUUUCCAGCUAAAGGUUAAGCGAGAGCCAGGAAACAAUGCUCAACAAAGCACUGUUGGUCAGCAGCAGCCUAUGCAACAAAUAAAGAGUCAACAACCACCAGGCACAAACCAAACCAAUAGUAGUCCAGCUAUGGUGGGAAAACCUCCUGUUGUUACAUUUCAUAUGCUAAUCCCGAUUUUGAGACGCUACCUUGACAAAGACAGGGAUAUACAAGUUCAGUCCAUUUUUGCAAAGUUACGGAAAAAUGAGGUCAGCAAGGAACAUUUUUUAAAGGUUAUUAGGACUAUUGUUGGUGAUAAGUUGCUCAAGCAAGCUGCUUCACAAUAUCAAAUGCAGGCUGCUCAGGCACAACGGAAUCAAGUCCCAGGUCAGCAAAAUGAGAGUCCAAGACCGCCUCAAUUUCGACUGUCCUCAUCAGGCCAAAUGCAGAAUAACAUGGGUUAUGCAGCUUCAGAAGGCAACUUACAAAAGCCUAAUGAAACUGGUAACAUGUCAGAUAGGAAAGGGUUGCAGAUGCUACAUAGCCGUCCACCUAAUAUCCACUCAAUCCCACUGCAAGCAACCCAGGAUCAUGUGCAGCGUCCACAGACAUUUUUGCCAGCCUUAGGGGCAAAUAAUAUUCAUUCUCGUCAAUUUCCACAGUCAGUUGGAGGUCCAAUUGCACCACUUAGACCGCAGAUGACAGAUUCCAGUCAAAGAGGACAAUCAGUCCAGAGAGGUGUUGCCAGUGUUCUUGGCAGUGUGGCCACACGGCCAGCAUUGCAAAAUAAUCAACCUUCACAGCAACAACCAAACAAGGAGCAGAAAACUAAUUCUUUCACUCCAACAGUACAUAUGAACAAAGACAAUGCUAACCAACCCUCUGAAUCUGCACAGAGCUCUUUUGCCGCCUUGAAUGCGAAACAAGUCAACCCAGGCCUUCUAUCUUCAAAGGUUGGUGGUGUUUUGGAAAAUCAAUCAUCUACGUUGGCCACUCCUAAAUCUUUGACAACAACAAGCUCAAGUCAACCUCAUCCAUCUUAUGGAACUCCAGCAGAACUUAACAUGCAGAUUCAACCUAGUACUCAAGCACCUCCUUCUGGAGCAGCUUCCAAAACACCUCAAAAGAAGCCAUCUGCUGGGCAGAAGAAACCUUUGGAAGCAAUUGGCUCAUCUCCUCCACCAUCUGGCAAAAAGCAGAAGGGAUCUGGAGGCUUCCAUGAUCAAAGCAUUGACCAGCUGAAUGAUGUUACUGCAGUUAGUGGUGUUAAUCUGAGGGAAGAGGAGGAGCAACUUUUCUCUGCUCCUAAGGAAGAGAGUCGAGUUUCAGAAGCUGCUCGUAAAGUUGUACAACUAGAAGAAGAAAGGCUCAUUCUACAGAAGGGGCCUCUGACAAAGAAAUUAGCAGAGAUCAUGAGAAAAUAUAAUCUGAAGAGCAUAGGAUGUGACGUAGAGCGUUGUCUAUCGAUGUGCGUCGAGGAGCGGUUACGAGGAUUCAUAAGCAAUACAAUAAGGCUUUCAAAACAGAGGGUUGAUGUUGAAAAAUCAAGACAUCAUUAUUAUCCUUUAUCUUCGGAUGUUCGGAGUCAUAUACUGAGGGUGAACCGGGAAGCUAGAGAACAGUGGGACAGGAAGCUGGCGGCAGAUGCCAACAGAAUCAGGAAACAGAGUGAUGGAGAUGACAAUUCAGUUGUUUCUUCAGAAAAGGACAAGGCUGAGAGCCGUGGAACAUCAAAGCAUGCUAAGACUUACAAGGAGGAAGAUGAUAAAAUGAGAACAACAGCUGCAAAUGCUGCUGUGCGAGUUGCAGCAGGGGGAGAUGACAUGCUUUCAAAGUGGCAAUUGCUAGCUGAAAAAAAUAAACUGAGAGGUGAAGGAGGCGAUGGUUCUUCUGACUCACUGCCAGGUACCAUGUCGCCUCACAAGCUUUCACCAAAAGCUGGAAAGGGCUCAAGAGAACAGCAGGAAAUUGAAAAGCGAGGCUAUUUUUCAAUGCUUGGUCCUGGUGGCGUUAGAAGGUCAGCACACAUGAAAGUGGCGCGUAGCAUCAUGGUGAAGGAUGUGGUUGCGGCACUUGAGAGAGAGCAUCAGAUGUCAAAAUCGUCUUUGCUAUUCCGGUUACACGGGAGCCAGCCGACAGAACCAGCUUCGAAAUAGUAGUUGCCCAAAUUGCAUUGUUCAGUUUUGUUAUUGUUGCAUGUUCAUGUGUUCUCUUAGCCAACUGGGGAUGCAUCUUCUCUGGGAGUAGAAUGGCUGAUAUGGGAGUUCCAUUUGUCAAGCAAUAAUCAAUUUUGCAGGCAAUUUAGAAACAAUAGCUCAGCAACAAAAUUUUCACAGGAUCAGUAUGCAGGCGUGCUUGCGCUUAUUUCUUCAGGUCUGUA